Bradysia coprophila is the source of this 1201-nucleotide messenger RNA. RefSeq lists its product as uncharacterized. Gene Ontology annotation, molecular function: protein binding. Lineage: Eukaryota; Metazoa; Arthropoda; Insecta; Diptera; Sciaridae. The record is from RefSeq and is a predicted model, not a curated record.
GGCGAUGAUAUUUUGAGUGUUGUAUUUCUAAAAUUCAGCAAAACAAAAUCAAUAAUUCACUGACCGACACACAGUGUGAUUGUAGCAAGGAGACAAUCAAGAAAAAUUAUUAAAUUUGCAAAUUAAAUGACGACAAAAUGAUUGGCAAAGUGACCAAAUUUUCGGCCGACGAGGUGAAGCAUACUGGCGAUGCGACUUGUUUGUUAUAUUUGAAUGGCUAUUUGUAUUCUGGUGGAGCAGAUGGAAAAAUAAAGGUGUGGAACGAUAAGCUAGAACUUGUAAAAGACAUAAAUGCUCAUGACUCCUACAUUUAUGCAAUCUGUGCCAAUUCCAAGGGAGUAAUUUACUCAAGCAGUUGCGACGGUACAAUUAAAUAUUUCGAAAAUCCAUUGGCCAAUUCAUGUGAACCGAUCAUACUAAUGAAAACCGAUCACGACGAAAUAAUAUCAUUGGUAUGUGUGGACGACGUCCUUUAUUCGGGUGACGAUAAGGGCAUUGUUAUUAAAUGGGUGGACAACAAAAUUACAUUCAAAUAUAAUAUCGUUGAAGAGGUUCGAUCGAUGGCUGUUGAGAAGAACCUUCUUUACACGGCUCGUGAUCUGGAUUGCGUUAUAACCGAUUUAUUGGAAGGAAAAACUGGGAGAUACGUUACAAAAGCAACGAUCGAGGGACGUGCUCCAGUGACACUGUUCGGACCGAAGGAAAAUGAAAUCAGCAUGUACCUAGUCUUUACAACGAGAAGUGGUAAAGGAAUAUCUUUGGUGCGUAACAAGCAACCAUUUGAUUCGGUUUGGAAUAAGGAAGAUGCUCACGAAAUGAUUAUAAAUACAGUCUGUGCAUCUGGAUCAGAUCUAUAUACAGCUGGAUACGAUGGCAAAGUAAAAAAAUGGAUCGAAGUGGAAAAUAGUCCCCGAAAUGUGGGUGAAGUUACUAUUGGUAGGUUUAUCAAUGCCAUUUGUAUGGGAGCGGAUAGUAAGGUGUAUGUUGCAGACACAACGGGUGUCAUUAGUGAAGUUUGCUUCAGCUCAAAGGCGGGUUAGUGAUUACUUUUUUUUACAAAAAAACGAUUUCGGAAUUGAUUCUAAUCGACGUGACGUUUAGGCGCUACACUAACGGAUAAUGUUCUUAAUUGCAAGAUGUUUAUUAAUGGAAAAUAAUCUUGAAUUGAGUUGAUGGCAAUAAACCACUUUUCUUAGCAAUU